CUCUCUGUAUCCUUCUUUUAAAGACACAGAGCUCUGAGAACGAGAUUCAAAAUGGCUGCCGCUACUUCAGAAAUGUUUGUCCGGAUCGCUGGUGUUUCUGGGGCUCUAGCGGUGGCGUUAGGCGCUUACGGGGCCCAUGCAUUCCGGGGUGACGUUGGAGAGAAGAAAACAUUUGACACAGGGAACAGAUACCACCUCCUGCACAGCGUAGCUCUGUUGGCAGUCCCUCUCACACGCAGGCCACUGCUGGUUGGAUCUCUGCUGAGCUGUGGAAUGCUCCUGUUCUGUGGAGGCUGUUAUCUCAGCUCUCUGUUCGAGAUGCGGUCGGCUGCAAAGAUCACUCCCAUCGGAGGGAUGAUGCUCAUCGCAGGCUGGCUCUGUGUAGCUCUCUAAAUGUUCUGUACCCAAAUAGUUGCACAACCAAAAGGAUUUCUUGCUAACACUGCCUUUCCAGUGAAGGCUCCAACCAUUCAUGACCAAAUAUUUGCUAGUGAAAUGAGAUUGUUUCAGCUGUGCAACAAAGAAGCGUAUAGUCUGUUUAUGAACCAACCCUUGAUUACAUAUUACAAAGGUUUUAUACAGUGCCUUAUUCCAUACAGGUGUUUUGUUUUGACCAUAGUUUAUUCAACCGAAACUGAUACAAAGAGACCAACAAAAACUGUAAGUGUUUAACUUAAAUGAAAGUUUAAAUUUCUGUCACAUGUUGAUGUACACCCCAUUGGCCCAUCAAUAACAGAAAAAUGUCCUGCAGUACGUCCAUGAUGUGAUAGGGGUCGCUGUUGUGAUACCAUGCAUCUCUGAAUUUGAAGGGAAAGUUUUUUUGUGACCACUUAAAACAUGGAAAAACAUACUCUUUUUGUGUAGAUUCAAUAAAAUAAAAACAAGAAAACACAGAGCCAUUGAUAGAAUCUUUAUUUUGAAGUUUUUCUAGAGACAUUCACACUGUUCUAACAUCUAGUAAAGUGUUUUGUGCUGCAUUCAAAAAUAACAAAAAAAACUGACAAAGAAUAACAAAGGCUUGUGUUGGUAAAACAAUAAGCUCUCACACAUUGUUGACAACGUCGCUUAAAGUACAACAGUACCAUUUUCUCUAUAGGUACCUGACUGCCCAAUAUAAUUGUAUGUUCUAGCAGCAUCUGCCUUGUGGCUUUCAGAAUGUAUGGCUUGGCUCCUAGGGUUACUAAACAUGCAGCAAGAAAAUAAAGGGUGUACACCCAACCUCAAUCCACCCUGCAAUAUACCGUAUUUCACCCAUUACUUCUUAUUCAUGAAGUAUAGAGAAUAGGGAAAAUAAAUUUCAGGCUAUUAAAGCCUGACUGAACAGUUCAUUUACCAAGUCAUUAUAACUGUUGCAAUGUCUAUGACUUAUACCCCUUGACACCCUUGUAAAAUAUAAACACACCAGUUUUGACUACCAUACCCCAUCUGCAACAUUUAUACAAGUAGUCAAGGAAAACGAGUGCUCUUGUGCAAAGAAAUCUCAUUCGUGCACUCGACUUUACAGUACAUGCAGUUUUAUUAAACUUUUUAAGUUUCCAAAAACAGCUACAGGUCUUUUUGGCAAUGCCUCAGGGGCAGAGGCAUUAUUCUGCUUGGCACCAGUCUUGUAUGAAAGUGAGGUGGCUUGAAAAGUCGUAUAUAUAGUACGACUAUGU
Branchiostoma belcheri (Belcher's lancelet) is the source of this 1655-nucleotide messenger RNA. RefSeq names its product transmembrane protein 256 homolog. The transcript is spliced from 4 exons. The record is from RefSeq and is a predicted model, not a curated record. Bases 52 to 393 code for a protein of 113 amino acids. Lineage: Eukaryota; Metazoa; Chordata; Leptocardii; Amphioxiformes; Branchiostomatidae.